AUGCAGCGCGUCGUCAAGCCCCCCCGGCCGCACAUCCCGUUCACGGCCGAGGACGCGGGCGCGAGUGUCGAGCGUAAAGAGUUCUUCGCCAUCCCCGGGGAAGAAGGUUACGACUCGGGUGUCGUCGAUAUAGGCGAGGUCACGCCGGGCCUCGAGCCCGGGCGUGUCGUCGAGGUCCGCCGUGAGACGGGGAACUGUAUCGGUAUCAUUCUGGCGCCCAUCACUAUCGCGCUCAAGGAUCGUCUGCUGCUCCUGCGGAAUACGGGCGAGAUCUGGCCCGUGUCGGCCAACGACGUGCAGUUCGUCAUGCCCAAAUCGCUCGUGCCCCAGGAGUUGUCGUCCGCGGCUUGGCACCCCGAUCUCCUCCAGAUGUGGAAGCUCGGCGAAGACAUCGGUUUGGGUGCGCCGAAGGAGGGCGACAUCAUCGGACCACAGCAGGCGGGGCAGCUGCUAGCGGCGCGGCGGAAGAUUGCGGCUCUCCUCCGCCGCGUGCUGCGCGAGACGGAGCGCAUGCAGGCGCGCUUGCUCGGCGGGUCAGUCGAAUCGGGCCGUGGUGGCGGCAUGGAUGCGCUUUGGGAGGGGUUGGCACCCGCCGACGCCAACCUGCGAGGAUCGAUCGAUGCAGCGUCAGCCGCUGAGUUCCUUCUCAACCGCGCGGAGCCGCAGGACGGCGAGAAGCGGAUUACCGUGCGGCCAGGGACAUUGCCCGCCUACGCGGCGCACCGGAUGCUCAUGGAGCGCCCCGACCUGUUCCUCUCGACCGACAUUAGCAUGUGGCAGGAGCAGAAGUUCCUCGUCCGCUCGCGCGCCGAGGUUGAGCGGUACAACCGUGUCGAGCGGUGGGUCGCGACGCAGGACUCCAUCUUCCUCAAGUUCGUCGAGAAGGGCGAGACGGUGCGCGCGGCUAUCAAGAGCGGCGGGACACUGCCGGAGUGGAGUGAGGACGAGCGGGACAUCCUGUUUCAGCUCGCCCUGGCGCUGUAUGAACGCCGUGGUACCCAGCACCCCCAUGUCCUCACGCUGGCGUGCAGUAUCGCAAAGUGGUUCUCGUCGCCCUCCGAAGUGGUCGUCGACCUCUCUUUCGUCGGACCACUGCUGAACGAACUGGGUGUGCUCCCCUCAUGGGACUCGUCGAUGCCCCACAAGGUAAUUGAGGGCGCGUCCCGCUCCGCAAGCAUGGGCGGCUUUAUCAUGCCGGUCAAGUUUGGCAAGUCGGCUGCGGAGCCAGUCGCUGCGGACGCAGCCCUCGACAGUCUUCGCCAGGAGUACUCGCACCGAGUGUAUGUGAUCGACGACCCGAGCGCGCUCGAGCUUGACGAUGGUAUCGCUCUCGAGCCCGCCGGCAACGACCAGUACUGGGUACACGUUUACGUGGCGGACCCAACGCGCUUUAUGGAGCGCGAAGGGACACUCUCGACAGCGGCAAGCUUCCGAGGAACAGCGCAUUAUCUGAAGGAGGGGACGGUGCCGAUGCUUCCCCCAUCGCUGGCAGGGGGCAAGCUGUCGCUCGGCGCGGCUGAGGGGCAGCCGAUCUUGGUGUUCUCGGCCAAGGUCGACACACAAGGAGAAGUGCACGACUGGAAGGUUGGAAUGGGUUUCACGAAGAACUCGGUGGUGACGACGUACGACGCGGUCAACGAUGCGCUCGGCAUCGUGCCGGCCAAGAAGUCGUACCCCUUCGGGCGGUUGCGCGAGGACUUGCUCGUGCGACCCCCAACGCGGCCCCUCAGCACUCUUGAGGCGGAGCACAAUGCUGAGCUGCAGACGCUUAUGCAGCUCUCGCAGGCCCUGCGCGCCGUGCGUUACAAGAAUGCUGGCUUUGAGUGGACAUCCUCGGCCGCAUCGAUCAGUGUGCAUAACACACGCGCCAUCCCCGCCAACCUGCACGAUCGGUCCUCGUUCCCCGCUGCCCCGCAGAGCUCAGCGCUCGACGAGCUGCGGCUCGGCUACGAGGUGACUGAAGAUCCGCUCAUCACGAGCUCCAUCACGAUGGUCACCGAGUACAUGGUACUCGCGAACCAAGUGGCCGCGUGGUUCUGCGGCGAGCACGGGCUCGCCGCAGCGUUCCGCGGCACCGGGCCCGUCACCAACACCUCCGUAACUCCAGCGGACAUGACCGUGGACAAACUCCUCGAGCAGCGAGUGCCUGGCACUGGUUUCGUGAGCUUGAGCAAGGCCAAGAUCGGCUCGCUCCUCUUCCCCGCGACGCAGCUCAGCCCGACCCCCAUCCCGCACUGGCUCAUGGGAUUGAGUGCUGGUCGGGGAUACAUGUGGGCGACGUCGCCGCUGCGACGGUACGACGACAUGCUGGCGCACUGGCAGAUCAAGGGUGCGCUGGCCGCGCAAGCCGGCGUGUCCGGCGGCGAGGGCGUGCUCUCCACCGAGGCGAUCUGGCCACUCGUCAUGCGCGCCUACCACGGGCAGCAGCGCGGGCGCACCGCCGAGCGCACGGGAAUCCGCUACUUCACCUCCGCGCUGCUGAAGCAGCGGGCCUCGGGCCCCCUGCCGGACGAGUACGAGGCCGUCGGCGAGAUCAUUGACUUGCACAAGCCAAUAGACGCCGUCGUCCUCUCCCUCCCCCACGCCCGGGCGGGGAAGUACGAGGUCGACAUCAACAUCCCCUCUCUGGGCUUGACUUCGGACACACCCUUCCCAUCUAUGGCUGAGGCCCAGCGCCUCGCCCCCCUCGGCUCCACUAUCCAGGUUGUGUUCAGCAUGACUGAGCUCUGGCCAAUUCCGCGCGCCCAAUUCAGGCUCGCUUAG
Cutaneotrichosporon oleaginosum is the source of this 2763-nucleotide messenger RNA. RefSeq lists its product as uncharacterized. Gene Ontology annotation, molecular function: 3'-5'-RNA exonuclease activity; RNA binding. Lineage: Eukaryota; Fungi; Basidiomycota; Tremellomycetes; Trichosporonales; Trichosporonaceae. The record is from RefSeq and is a predicted model, not a curated record.